Messenger RNA from Canariomyces notabilis, 575 nucleotides. Its product is annotated as glycosyltransferase family 1 protein. The record is from RefSeq and is a predicted model, not a curated record. The transcript is spliced from 2 exons. Lineage: Eukaryota; Fungi; Ascomycota; Sordariomycetes; Sordariales; Chaetomiaceae. The annotation marks the transcript as partial.
UCGGUCUUGGUCCCUGUACAUGUCCGAGGUUGUCCGAAUGCAACAACGAAUCUUUCCGAGACCCUGCUGCGCCGUCGGCCAGGACUCCAGGGUCUCGGCGAGUCGGCGCAGAUCAGCAACCCCCGCCGCAUAGAGGAGGAUUAGUAAAGCUCCGCCUUGCAGUCUUCGGAACACUCACCAAGAAAACCAAGAAACAGCCCGGGCAGGCUCGGGACGGGCCAUGAUGACUCCGUGGCUCUGGGUAAGCUGCAACUCAUCCGCUCUAUAUAAGCACACAGGGACUUAAGAACCCAACAUGGCCGCGACUAGCGACAAGCCGAUACUCGUAGCAGCCGCUUAUCCGGCAGCCGGCCACACGGCGGGCGUAUUGCAGCUCGCCCAAUAUCUCAGCGGCAAGGGCUUCAAGAUUUACUUCAUUGGCGGCGUCGAGUUCAAGGCUUCGAUCGAGAAAGCCGGGGCUGAAUUCAUCGAUUUCGAAUGGGACUGGACAAAAAACUGGAACGAGGACGAAGGCGGCAACGUUUUCUAUGACAUGAAGCACGUCUUUGCCGAUGCAACCCCAACUGCGUUUAGGG